UAUUUAUAUUUGUUAUUAUUUUUUUUUUUUUGAAAAGUUCGUUAAGAGAAUGUUAGAUAUCGUUAAGUAUGUUGCAAGUAAUAUUCGAACCUCUAUUUUUUUGACCCAGGCAAAACUCAAAUUAAAAUUGCACCUAAGAAUCUAACUCAUUCUCCUUCUUAUGGUAUUCAACAAAUAAUGAAAUAAUGUUUGUUAAAAUAUAUAUAUAUACCACAUUGCUGGAGGUACACAACAAUAAUCAGUAAAUUUACGUAAAUCCAUGUACAUAAAUACAUCCACAUAGCCUAUGUAUCCGCAUACAUUUGUAUGCGAUAAUAGGAACGGCCACCAUGAUUAACAAUGUCUCACAAUGUAACACCGGACAAACCUAAUUUAUAAACAAUUUUAAAUAAUAAGAGAAGAUGGAAUCUUAGUUUUAUCCUCCGCAAAGAUGUCAUGCCAGAAGCAUUCACGAUUCUGAGAAGAGUCUAGGGUUUUACGGAGUGCUGAAAAAUGCGUAUGAAAUUAAUUUCGUAAUAAGUAACAUAGUGUGGACAGUUUGGUCUUUUUUACAUUAAGUUUUCAAAUGCGACGCACACUGUACCCUGUAUGCUUUUUAUAAAAACAUUAAUAGCGGCAUUUCAUACAGAGAGUUUGCUCCGAGUAAGCUCAAUCACUAUUCAAGUUCUCCUCCAACUGUAAGGGCUUCUCACGUGUUUUGAUUGUAACAUAGCCACUACUUUCGUGGUAGUGGUGUAAGAGUAUAUUUUAUAUUUUGGCAUUGGUGGUGGUUUCCCGUAUGUUUUCGGUGUUGGUUUGGCUUUCCAAGCUUUUGGUUGUUGUAGUAGAAAAGUGGGCGUUUUAAAUUGCUGUCCAUAAAAUGGUAAAUACGAUUAUAUUACAUAGACGGAUAUCCAACGAGAGCUCAGCUGAGUGUAAAUGUUUUGCGCAGCUCCGCCUAUUUGUCGUCAAAAAAAUCUCCGUUUGAACGUAUCAGAUAAAAAAUAUUUUAUUACAGUGUUUGCAACGAGCUGGGGAAUCCUUACAGGUGCAACAGCAGCAGGUGCAUUUACAAUUAUGUAGAAGAGCAAGCAAUAGUACAAUUGAUAAUUUUUAACCUCAAAAACCUCUACUGAUUGUGGUUUUAGGGAGGACGGAUAUUUACACGCCCAUUGAUUAUAUAAAAAAAGGGAUGCUAGGAAUCACUCGUUUUUCAUACUUUCAUAUGCAAAUAUUCUUAUACAUAAGUGCAUACAUACUUAUGUAGGAGAUUUUAAUUGGCAGAACCUACCAUCUUCAGAAACUUCAACUACUUACUUACAUACAUACAUAUGUAUGUAUGUACAUACAUACGUACGAGUAUGAUAAUUGAAAUGUAUCAAUUAACGAAUACCUAAAGAAAACUAUAUAAUAUUGGUCUGGAGUUAAGAACGGCAAUAUGUAACUACAAUAUUUUACCUGCGGCUGGUACAAAAAAAGCAUAGCUUGCUGCAAAUAUGAGCACAUAAUUCAUAAAUUACAUAAUUAACAGAACAGUACGAACUUUAAAAUUUUAUAAUAAACGAGCGCAACAUGUUGGACACAGUAUAAUGGACAAGAAAUAUAACUAUAAACAACUUUAAUGGUCAAGUUAAUACGAAAUCGAAUCGAUUUAGCUUUGUAGUUAUAAUUAUUAUUAUUUAUUAAAAGGAUAAAAAAUUUGAGUAAACCAGUUUACACGCAUAUUAUUGUCAAUAUCCGACAGAAUUGUUCAGAUGUUAGCACUAUAUCGAAUAACUAGCUGUCAAACAAACUAAUCGAUCAAAAACAUGCUCUUGUAUGUAAAACUUUUUCAUUUGACAAGAUAUCUUUGCGACAAGACAACGGUUCAAUCCCAAAACCACUUGUUUAGGUUGGAUAUCUAUAGCUGUCAUAAAAACUGACCGAUUACGAGUAUAAUACAGUUUUAGUAAGAAAUCUUUAUAUUCGUGAAAGGUAUUAUAGCUUCGGUGAAAUGUAUGUUAAAGUAUUUUCUUGUUUUACUAUUUUUUGUAUAUUACAAGGUGUGUUCCAAAGCAACCAGGACUUUUUGAAUCUAGCGCCUACUGGUGGCGUCAUAUAUGCCGACUGGUGCGUUAGAAUAUGCUACAGUGCACUCGCGGUAACGUGAACACCGUCUAACGUGAACACCGGCUAACGUGAACACUCUGUUUUUACAUUGACUACUCUGUAACGUGAACAAACUUACUUAGAAAGCUCAGUAACGUGAACAAAAUUUUUGUUCACUACACUUUUUAUUAACAUACGGACAACACUGAAUACAUUAAAUUUUAUUUUUUAAGUUCGGGGAAUCCCCUAAUAUUGAAAAAUUUGCGCAAAUUUUUACCAUAUGACAACGACUUACUUCAGUUGAAGGUUUUUUCUUUCGCGGAGUGAUCAAUCAAUCGGAAUGAGUUCUAAAAAAUCGAAGUGUUUGCAAUUAAAAGAAAAAGCAGACAUUUUAGACAGUCUGAAAAAAGGAACAAGUGUGACUAACUUAGCAAAAAAAAAAUAUCGCUAACUCAACAAUAUGCAGUAUUAAAAAGAAAAAAGCCAUUUUAAAAUGCGUGAAUAAUACAUACCAAGGACCGGGAAAGAGAAAAACUUUAAAAUCAUCAGAGCUUCCAGCUAUGGAAAAAAGUCUAUACCUUUGGUUCAUCCGAAUUGUCCUGUAAGUGGAUUAAUGCUAAAAGAAAAGGCUAAGGAAUUGCAUUCUCUACUUAAAGAAAACGCGACCGGAUUCAAUGCUAGUGACGGAUGGCUCCAGAGAUUUAAGAAAAGAUACGGAGUUAGAUUGCUUAAAGUAUCUGGAGAAAAACUCUCAUCGCAGCCUCAAUUGGUUGAUCCAUUUAAACUGAAACUAAAACAAAAAAUUGAGGAAAUGGAGUUAUGUAAUGACCAAUUGUAUAAUGCUGACGAAUUUGGUUUAUUCUGGAAGCUUUUGCUAGAUAAGACCUAUGUAUCAUCGCAUGAAAAAACUGCUCCAGGAACAAAGACGGAGAAGCAGCGUAUAACAUUUCUCUGUUGCGCAAAUGCAUCGGGUGCACAUAAACAUAAACUUUUAGUAAUUGGUAAGGCAAAAAAUCCACGCAGCUUUAAACACUUUAGUUGCCCUACGGAUUAUAAGAACUCGAAAUCAGCCUGGAUGACGUCUGCCAUUUUUAAACAUUGGUUCCAUCAAUCUUUUGUGCCACAGGUAAGGUUGUUUCUAAAGCGGAAGAACUUACCAAUAAAGGCACUAUUACUUAUUGACAACGCUCCCUCUCAUCCAAGUGAAGCAGAAUUAAAAACUGAAGAUGGAAAUAUAAUUGCCAUGUUUAUGCCGCCAAAUGUCACCCCUCUUAUCCAACCUAUGGAUCAAAAUGCGAUUAAAAUAACGAAGUUAUAUUACAAAAACAGUUUGUUGGCUUCAAUAGCAGCAAAAAACUUAGAUUUGCUUGAAUCAAUGAAAAAUGUAACGUUGAACGAUGCUGUUACCCUUUUAUCUGUCGCGUGGGAUCGGGUCAGCACAGAAACUCUUGCCAAUUGUUGGAAAAACAUUUUAAGUUUAAUGGGAAACGAGGAGGACCCUGAACAUAACAUUCCAUUAAGUAUCCUGAAAGACAAAUGGAGUGCAGAUAUAAGCUCUUUAAUGCGAAUUUCAGUUGAUCUCCUUCAGGACUUGAGUCCUCAGGUAGAAGUUUUACGACACACUUUGAUAUCAUUAUUACUUUUUUCUAUUUUAGGUUGAGUUUACAUUGCCAAUGGGCUGGAGAUGCAAUGGUUGAUCAAAGCGACAUGAGUGUACUUAGACGCUUCAGGGAGAAAGCAGUAUUUCAGCUAUUAGAAAGGAAAAAGUAGCAGAAAAAGAUAACGGAUUUUUUUAAUAAAUAAAUCUAAUGUGAAAUAUUAUUCGCAAUUUAAUAUGUAGGUUCAUACCCAUGAACUUACUAAUGGCAAUAUUAAAAUACUUUUACAUUUAAAUGUGUAAAAAUCCUGAAUUUAGCAAUUUGAAGUUAUUUUGCGUCUUCAAAUUCGACAAUCGCUAACGUGAACAUUUUCACUAACGUGAACUCUCUUGGUUUUAAUUAGUUCACGUUACCGCGAGUGCACUGUAUUUUUUAUCGAUUGUUCAGUGAGAGUUUCAUGACAUUUCAUGGAUUGGAAGUGAAGUUAUUGCGUUUUAAGUGAAGUGUCAAUAUGUUUGUGUUAUCAGUGCGAAAAUGAGCUUCGAACAAAGAGAAAACAUUAAAUAUUAAAUUUUAUUUUAUAACUUUUACGAAACGUUUCAAUUGAUGAGAAUUGAUGAAGGUUUGUGCACGGUUUGUUCCGAACAAAUUGACUGGUUGAUCAGAAACCAACAUUCAAUUCGACGCUUGGGACCGAUUGUUUUACCAAAAAUCACAUUUUAACCAUUAACCACUCCCCGUAUUCACCUGAUAUGGCACCGUGCGACUUUCUCCUUUUCGGAAAAGUUCAUUUGCUCAUGAAAGGAAAGCGUUAUGCAGACGUAGAGACCAUUCAAAAGGCUUGCACCGACAUACUGGCGGCCAUACCGGCCAACGAGCUAAAACACUCGUUCGACAUGCUUUUGGACCGUGCAAAAAGCUGUAUUGAAGCAGAAGGAGACUAUUUUGAAUAAAAUAAAUUGAUUUUGCCGAAAAAAUCAUUUGUUCUGUUUUUUUUUAAGUCCUAUUUACUUUGGAACGCUCCUUGUAUAGUUCCAUUUUUACAAAUUUUUACAUGGUUAUUCUAGAUUUGUUUUUAAAUAUUAUCAUUCAUAUACAUACGUGUAUACAUAUGUAUAUAGUAUCUACAUUACCAACCAUUCCUUCUUACAGCUAUUUCUGUGGCUAACUUUGACAUUUGGUAUACAUAUAUGUACAUAUGUAAGUAGGUACUUGUGUACUGUUUACCAGUUGCUGCAGAGUAUUAUAGUUUUGUUCACCUAACGGUUGUACGUAUCACCUAAAACGAAUUGAGAUAGAUAUAGGGUUAUAUACAUAUGCAUAUAUUAAUGAUGAGGGUGAAAAGUUGAAAUCCAGUUGACCGUAUGUCUGUCCGUCCGUCCGUGCAAGCUGUAACUUGAGUAAAAAUUGAAAUAUUUUGAUGAAAUUUGGUAUGCAAGUUCUUUAGUACAAAAAAAAAAUUUUAGUUCAUAGAUGGGAUUGUAAUACUCGAAACUGACUUUUUAUUGAGUGCUUGAAAAAUUCAACAUUCAAUCUUUGUAAAAUAGAUUUUCCCUUCUGCGUCAUUAAUAAAAUGUUAUUGUCCUGAUAAAUUUUGAAGAUUUUUAUCUUACAGCCUUUUUUACAAAUAAAACAUCUGUUUUACUUUAUAGUGCAUAGUUGUGAAAAUCAAGUUGAUGGAGUCAAUGAUAAUAUUUUAGUUCCGGGGGAUAUCCGUCCGAUUGUUCUUGCAAACAAUUGCUUGAGUAAAAAUUUAGAUAUUUUGAUGAAAUGGAACCACUGUCCCCUUAUAAAAUACUGCUAAUCGAAAACUUAUCAUUU
Messenger RNA from Bactrocera dorsalis (oriental fruit fly), 5486 nucleotides. Its product is annotated as jerky protein homolog-like. The record is from RefSeq and is a predicted model, not a curated record. The coding region runs from base 2681 to 3727 and encodes 348 amino acids. NCBI's taxonomy places the organism in Eukaryota, Metazoa, Arthropoda, Insecta, Diptera, Tephritidae. The transcript has 2 exons. Gene Ontology annotation, cellular component: nucleus. Gene Ontology annotation, molecular function: DNA binding.